AUGAGUGUAGCUGAGACUUACAGCCUUGAGAGAAUGCAGUUGAUGUUCAAUGAAAUCCAGUUGUGCGAUACUAAGAAGUAUUCUGAGUCUCUAAAAGAGGUUAUUGAGAUGCUGAUUGGACAGGACCUCUUCGAGGAGUUUUGUAGGAUCUUAAAUGUUGUACUUACAUGCAGGAAGCCGAAUAUACCAUCAAGGAUAUCCAAUUUCCUCAGAAGGAUAUUUGAGGAUCUGGUCGAUAUGCCAAAGGGGGCAGAGUUUGUUUUUAAAGUGCUUUUUUACCUCGUCAAGCUUACUGAAUCAAAGGUCGUGAAGAUAAGAAAAAACUCGCUUUGCAUCUUAAAGCUGGCCAUGGAUGUGGUACAGCCGGAAUCUAUUGACGAAGGAGUCCUAGGAAAGAUCUCGGAAAGACUGUUUGACAAGGAGAAAUCAGUAAGAAAAGAGGCACUCAGACUUCUCUCUGGCUAUCAAGAAAUGGGACUGAAUCGAAAUGUGAAAGUUGUGAAUCUAUUCAAGGAUAUAGUCAGAUAUGAUCCAAAUGACGAGGUAAGGACCCUUGCAUUGAGCUUGAUUUCAGUGAAUCAAUCAACCUACGGAUGCAUAGUUGAAAGAUGCAUGGACAUAAAUGGAGCAAUAAGAAAGAUGUUCUAUGAGCACUGUCUUCCCGGAAUUGAUUUAAAGAAUCUUUCACAAGACAAAAGAAUCCUUUUAAUGGAGAAAGCUGUACUAGAAAGGGAGUUUGAUGCAAAGGGAUUGCUAGUAGAUUCCAUAGUUUCUGCAUAUAGGUUACCUUCGGAGUUAAGACCCAUGUGUGCGUCAUUUUACAGUAGAUCAAGCCAAAAAUAUCUGGAGACCUUGCUUAAGGGGAUCUUCGAGAGGGUGGGAUAUGAAAAGGAGUUUGAGUAUCUUCUUUCGAACCCUUCGGAAGAAAACACGUUUUUGUCAAGGAUUGAGCUAUCGUACAUAGAGGAGCUUUUCGGAAGGGAUGACUUAGGUCUACCAAGUCUUGAAAGUUUUGUUUCUGUGAUGUACCAGUCGUGUCUUUCUGUUGUUGAGUCUUUAGAUGCACCAGAAAGAGGUGCGCAGGUUGAAAUAAUGAAGAACCUGUUUAGGAUUGCAAGGUUUUAUGACUUCUUUAACGAAACAUCUCGAAAGUAUAUUCUUAGUACGGUUUACAAGCUCCUUGCAAAGAACUCUGUGGAAGAGGUUGUGGAAGAGGCCAUGCAGAUGGCAAGUCUUGUUUGUGACGAUGACCUGAAUAAUUUCAUAGGGAGCAUCAUAAAGAAAAAUGCAAAGGCAUCCCCGAGAGUAUGCUUGAUGGUAUGCAAGCAGGUUAUGAAGCACAUUCGCCCUCUCGGCAGACUCCAUGAAGCAAUAGUAGAGGAAAUUGUCCUCCCUAACUUGGGACUACAAGAAACAGCUGCAGAGAUACUUGAAGUUGGGUUUCAUUAUAUCCUUACCAAGCCUCAUCAUGCCAUUACUCAAAGCCUUAUACAAAACAUAGAAAUAGACAGUAAGGUGUUUGAGAUGUGUGUAGACCUUGCCCUCUGUUCUGAUGACCCGGAGUUAUUAAGCCAUGUUUUGAGGUACUUGGAGAAAGAACUUGAAUGUAGGGAAAGUGAAGGCAUCAUAAUUCCCGGUUCUAAGAUAGUGCUAUCACAACUUGAAAUUCCAAAAAGCCUUAGAGACAGAUUGAUUGGAUUUGCACUCGAGAGAUACUAUUAUACCCAGGACGACCAUCUCAAGCAGUAUUGCAGCAUAUUAUUCUUUGAGUUGUUUUCGGAAGACAGCACACCUCUCAUUUCUGUAUUCUGCGAAGUUCUGGAGACAUUGGUAUGCUCACAAAAGAUAUUUAUCGAUCAAUCUCUCUAUUGGAUAGGAAACAGCAAGUACCCCAACGGAUCCCAGCUACUCUUCUACAAAAUUUGUGUUUACCUUGCCGGGGGGUACGGAACGGAUCAAACCAAGAAGGCCUUACUCAAGGUUCUUGAAAGAAUCGAAGUCCUAAGGUGCUGGGAUCCAGAUAUAACCAAAAAGAUUCUGUUCUGCUGCACCUUGAUGGCAAAAAAACUUGGGGGUAAAUUCAACACAAGCGAAGUAAUGGGAAGAAUCAUGGAGAUAGACGAUGGGGUGCCUAUCUCUAAGAAAGAUCUAUGUGAUGUAAAGAAAGAUUUGGAGAGCUAA
Encephalitozoon romaleae SJ-2008 is the source of this 2181-nucleotide messenger RNA. Its product is annotated as chromosome condensation condensin complex subunit G. Gene Ontology annotation, biological process: mitotic chromosome condensation. Bases 1 to 2181 code for a protein of 726 amino acids. NCBI's taxonomy places the organism in Eukaryota, Fungi, Microsporidia, Unikaryonidae. The record is from RefSeq and is a predicted model, not a curated record. Gene Ontology annotation, cellular component: condensed chromosome; condensin complex. The transcript has a single exon.